Messenger RNA from Beta vulgaris subsp. vulgaris (sugar beet), 1755 nucleotides. RefSeq lists its product as uncharacterized. Lineage: Eukaryota; Viridiplantae; Streptophyta; Magnoliopsida; Caryophyllales; Amaranthaceae. The coding region runs from base 1 to 1755 and encodes 584 amino acids. The transcript has 4 exons. The record is from RefSeq and is a predicted model, not a curated record.
AUGCCUACUGAUGAAUCAGUACCUCCAGUUCAGAAUGAUGUUGUGGAUGACAAUGAAGGUGAGGAUAGCUCCAGAACUGAAGUUGAGCGCGGGAAAGUGGAUGACGUAGAGAAAUGCAAGGAGAAGGUUACUAAUUCUCGUACUCCACCACUACCUUUCCCCCAUAGGAUGCAAAAAUCAAAGGUCGAUCAACAACUUGGUAAAUUUAUGUCUAUGGUCAAAAAUCUUGAGGUAACAGUUCCUUUCACUGAUUUAAUUUCUCAAGUACCUGUGUAUGCCAAGUUUCUGAAAGAUAUGAUCACUAAAAAGAGAGAUUUUGGUGGGAUAGAUAGGGUUUCUUUAACUGAAGAAUGCAGUGCUGUUCUGCAAAAUAAAAUCCCACCAAAACUAAAAGAUCCUGGUAGUUUUUCCAUCCCUUGUCAUGUGGGUUCUUUGUUUAUAGAUAAGGCUUGGUGUGAUCUAGGUUCUAGUGUAUCUGUUAUGCCUUUAUCUAUCUGUAAUAAACUGAACUUGGGUGCUUUAAAGUGCAUACAGAUUACUUUGCAGAUGGUUGAUCGAUCUGUGAAGUAUCCUUUGGGUAUUUUAGAGGAUGUCCCUGUUAGAGUUGGAAAAUUCUAUAUUCCUUUGGAUUUUAUAGUACUUGAUAUGGAAGAAGAUAGUCAAAUUUCCAUUAUUUUGGGUAGACCUUUUCUAUGUACUGCUGGUGCUGUUAUUGAUGUAAAAUCUGGCUCUCUGACUUUAAGUGUUGGUGAUGAUACUAUUACUUUUAAGAUUGACAUACUUGAUGAGAUCUCUGGAGUUAGUUUUUCACAAUUUCUAUCAGAUGAAUUAUUGGAAACAAAUCUUGAUCUGCAUGAUGACCUUGACAUUGAUACGGUAGUAGAUUGUAAGGUGAUGGAGACUAUUUGCUCUACUUCCGAUCCACGGGUAAAGAAGUUAGAACUUAAACCUUUACCUUCUCACCUCAAAUAUGCAUUUCUUGAUGAUGCUGAGGAAUGUCAUGUGAUUGUCAGUACUAAACUCACAGACAACCAGCUUUCACAACUUCUUACAGUGCUUCGCAUGCACAAGAAGGCUAUUGGGUAUAGUAUUGAUGAUCUAAAGGGCAUUAGUCCUGAUUUUUGCAUGCAUAGAAUUAACUUGGAGGAAAAUCAUCGCCCUUGCAUACAACCCCAAAGACGUUUGAAUCCUAAUAUGCAAGAGGUGGUGAAAAAGGAAAUUAUGAAACUACUUGACGCGGGCAUCAUCUACCCCAUCUCAGAUUCUAACUGGGUUUCUUUCAGAUUCCCAUUCACCCAGCGAUCAGGAGAAGACGACGUUCACUUGCCCUAUGACACUUUUGCAUAUCGCAGAAUUCCAUUUGGUAUGUGCAAGCCCCUGCCACAUUUCAGAGAUGUGGACAAAGCAAAAAUUGAGGUGAUUGAGAAACUCCCUCCUCCUGUGAAUGUCAAGGGAGUGAGGAGUUUUCUGGGUCAUGCGGGUUUCUAUCGCAGAUUUAUAAAAGACUUUUCAAAAAUUGCGAAACCCCUUACUCAAUUGUUGCUCAAGGAUGCCACUUUUGAUUUUACUGAUGCGUGUGUGGAGUCUUUUGACAGGAUUAAGGAAGCAUUGAUCACUGCCCCUAUCAUACAACCUCCAGACUGGAGUCUCCUUUCGAGAUCAUGUGUGAUGCUAGGAUUAUGCGUUGGUCUGUGCUUGGUCAAGGAAAAACAAAGUCCUCCAUGCCAUCUACUAUGCCAGCAAGACCUUAGAUGA